AUGUGUAAGAAGAAGACUGACAAGGUUGAAAAGAGGCCUAAGGUGCCACAAAUAGAAUGGAAAAAGACUGACAAAGGAAUGAUGCAGGAAGGCAACUCUGGUAAUUCAGUGGGGAUCACAGAUACUAAGGGGGUCUCUGUUGAGAAUCCUCCCAAGGAGGGAACUCAAAAAGAGUCCAUGUCUCAGGAUCACCCUAUGAAUAUCAUUGGUGGCAGUAAGGGG
Molecule: messenger RNA, 222 nt
Organism: Oldenlandia corymbosa var. corymbosa
Lineage: Eukaryota; Viridiplantae; Streptophyta; Magnoliopsida; Gentianales; Rubiaceae
Source: the annotation of a GenBank genome assembly